ACCGACGGGGAAUCGAUCCCCCACCCCCAGCAGACGCGCCCGCCAGGCCCCCUCCCACAGGCACAGACGCCCGCCCCCCUCGUCUCCCGCCCGCCUCGCCGCCCCCGCCGCCAAAUCGGUUUCAAAUCGCGCGGCCGCCCGACCGGCGUCCCCGGCGGCGGCGAUGGAGGUGGGCGACCUGCACAAGGUGUGGGAGAUCCGGGCGCUCAAGCGGAAGCCCGAGGAGCCGGCCGCCCGCGCGCUCCUCGACCGCGUCGCCAAGCAGGUCCAGCCCAUCAUGCGCCGCCGCAAGUGGCGCGUCAAGGUCCUCUCCGAGUUCUCGCCGAAGAACCCGAGGCUGCUGGGGCUCAACGUCAACCGGGGCGUCGAGGUGAAGCUGCGGCUCCGGCGCGACGGCCGCGACCUCGACUUCAUCCCCUACGAGGAGGUGCUCGACACCAUGCUCCACGAGCUCGCGCACAACGCGCGCGGGCCCCACGACGCGCAGUUCUACAAGCUCUGGGACGAGCUGCGCAAGGAAUGUGAAGAACUUGUCGCAAAGGGUAUCACGGGGCCAGGACAAGGGUUUGAUGGUACAGGCAGGCGAUUAGGUGGAUUUUCAAUACAUCCACCACCACCAUCUCUCCGACAAGCUACACUAACUGCAGCACAGAAACGGGCAAGGAAUGGAGCUCUAUUGCCGUCCGGCCCAAGAAAGUUGGGUGGAAACAAUGCCAUCAUGAGUGCUCUUAGUCCAGUACAAGCUGCUGCCAUGGCUGCUGAAAGGAGGAUGCAGGAUGACUUGUGGUGCGGAUCUCAUAAUGAUUCUGGUAUUGAUGAUUCAGAAGAUGUUGUUAUUCUUGAGCAACCACCUAACUUGACAACAAGGGAUGGAAAAAACACAAAGCGUGCAAAAAACACAAGGUGUGAUUCUUCUCGCAGUUCUGCAGAACCCAGCACUUCGUCUGGAUCUCAAGUUCCAGCACGAGCUGAUUCCUCUUCUGGUAGAACGACUGGUGCGGACUUCAGUUCUAUGUGGGAGUGUAGUGCUUGCACUCUUCUUAAUCAGCCUCUGGCACCAAUUUGUGAAGUUUGUGGGACAGCUAAACCUAAAAUUGCAAAAGCCAAGUAUGCAUCUUGGUCCUGUAAAUUCUGCACUCUGGAGAACUGCACUAAGCUUGAUAAAUGUUCGGCAUGCGAUCAAUGGAGGUACUCAUAUGGACCACCUGUAGCCACAUAUGGUCCAAGCUACGAUUGACUUACAUUGCAGGCUACAAGAAUACAGUUUACAAUUUUGGGGGAGGCGGCUUCUGCAAUGUUUAAAAUUGCCUCACCAGCAGCAGUUGCCUCUGUUGCCACCUACCAAGUACCGCUGCAUGCCUAACUCAAACCCGUGGAGUCGCAGGAAGAUGUAGCAUCCAGGUCUGGGCACCUGUCGGCCUGCCAAUGGCUCCCAGUUCCUCUCUGGGAGCACUGAAUCCUGUAUGCUUUGGUGACUUCCCCUCGUGGUUGCCGAUUUAAAGAACGUGCUCGGUUUUGGUUUUGUGCAAGGAUGCCUACAUGUUUACCAAUUGCAGUAGUUGCUGUCA
Aegilops tauschii subsp. strangulata is the source of this 1568-nucleotide messenger RNA. RefSeq names its product DNA-dependent metalloprotease WSS1. Gene Ontology annotation, biological process: DNA repair. The record is from RefSeq and is a predicted model, not a curated record. NCBI's taxonomy places the organism in Eukaryota, Viridiplantae, Streptophyta, Magnoliopsida, Poales, Poaceae. Gene Ontology annotation, cellular component: nucleus. Gene Ontology annotation, molecular function: metallopeptidase activity.